[Candida] anglica is the source of this 498-nucleotide messenger RNA. NCBI's taxonomy places the organism in Eukaryota, Fungi, Ascomycota, Pichiomycetes, Serinales, Debaryomycetaceae. The record is from the annotation of a GenBank genome assembly.
GCAAAUAUGGUCUCAUUCUCAUGUGAAGUCUGCAAUGACACCGUCGUCAAGAAGAAGUUGGAUCAACAUCAACAACGUUGUUACGGCGCCUACUUCACCUGCAUAGAUUGUUCUACUACUUUCCAAGGUAAUGAUCAUCGUAAGCACACUAGUUGUAUAAGUGAAGCUGAAAAGUAUGAAAAGGCCUUGUACAAGGGUCCAAAGAAGAAGCAACAACAACAGCAACAACAACAACAACAAAAGAAGCCAGAGCCAAAGAAGGAAACUAAGAUUGAACCUAAGGCUGAACCUAAGACUGAGAAGAAGUCUGAAAAGAAGUCCGAAAAGAAGUCCAAAUCUUUAGACUUGGCCAAGUACUUGAAGACCGACAAACAGGAAAACUUGUACAAGAUCAUCAAGAAGAUUUCGGAAGAUAACUCUCUGGAUAAGAAGGAUCUCUUGAAGAAAUUGUGUUUAGUUAAGGCUGAAGAUGGAUCUAUUUCUGUUCGUUUGGAAUAG